Molecule: messenger RNA, 3317 nt
Organism: Strongylocentrotus purpuratus (purple sea urchin)
Lineage: Eukaryota; Metazoa; Echinodermata; Echinoidea; Camarodonta; Strongylocentrotidae
Product: insulin-like growth factor-binding protein complex acid labile subunit
Exons: 1
Coding region: 217-2949 (910 amino acids)
Biological process (GO): signal transduction
Molecular function (GO): protein binding
Source: RefSeq, a predicted model, not a curated record
AAAACAUCGUCAUGUACACGUAUGUACACCUCCUGCAGUAUUGGCUAUAAGUACUAUAAACAUGAAUUUUGAGAAAGAUUUCGUGAACUCUUGAUAUAUCCUUAAUAGUACUGUUGACAAGAAUAAAGUCAAUUCUCAACCGACGGAUUUAACCUUUGCAUUAGGUAGCUCGUUACUGGAAGCUUCGUCUUCAAUCUUACCAACUAGGAAAUCACCAUGUUGGUGUCUACAGUCUCCCGGAUGCCUGUCUUCCUGUGGAGUGUGGGUGCCCUGUCUUUGCUUUCAGGAUCACUACCUUUUGUGGAUGUUCCAAGACAAUUGGGAUUUGUCUCACCUAGGCCCCAUGGAUGCUGCCUUAAAUUUUCUGACCUUGGAACCAACGCGACCUGUACUAGCCUGGAUCUCAGAUAUGUUCCUCAAGAUCUUCCAAUGAACACCAUAAUGCUUGAUCUAUCAUACAACAAGAUUACAACGCUCUACAAUGAAUCUUUCGUCUAUCUCAUAGACAUAAUCUCGCUCUGGGUAAUAGAAAAUCGUCUCCAACGGCUGGAGGAAGGAGUAUUCCAGCCCUUGAUUCAUCUAAAAGAAUUAUCACUGCAAAGAAAUCGGUUACUUUCUCUUCCCUCGGGCUUGUUAAGCUCAAACCGUCGUCUCUCAAAACUCUACCUCGCUGGAAACCAACUUAGUUUUAUCCCAAGUAGCUCGUUACCGUUGUCAAACAGUAUCACUUUGCUUGAUUUAGAUUCCAAUAACAUUUCCACCAUCAGUCCCCAUGAUUUUAGUCCUUUGGAGAAUUGCUCGUUGACUAGACUCUCUCUGAUGUUGAAUGCUUUACAUGAUCUGCCAUCCAGAGUAUUUUCAUAUUUGAAGAAAAUUGACACAUUGUCUCUUAAAGUAAAUGUCCUUUCUGAACUUCACAUUUCGUCACUUUUAGGAAACACCAACAUUCAAAGACUGUCGUUGGGAGGCUGUAAAAUAAAUGGUAUAGUUCCACUUAAUCACUCUUCUGUAACCCUAGAUGGCCUGCCUACAAUCAUUCAUUUAAGUUUGGCACCAAACAAGAUAAGUUCCAUAGCCGACUUCACAUUUUGGGGUUUAAAUCGUACAAAUGUUCUUGACCUUCGGUUUAACCGCAUUUCUGUGAUAUCAAAUAGAUCUUUUUGUGGAUUGGACCAGAUGAUGGAGUUAGAUCUAUCCCUUAAUCGAUUAGCUUCCUUAACCUCUGGUACGUUUUCCUGUAACAAAAUGUUACAGAGAAUAAAACUUGCCUUUAAUAACAUUGCUAGUUUUUCAACUGAUAUACUAUCUGGUCUACCUUCUCUAAGCUACUUAGACCUCACACAUAAUAAGCUCGGUGAUGUUGUGAGUAAUGAUUCUAUGAUAAUUCCUUCUCUGGAAUAUCUGGAUCUUUCUUACAAUGAAUUCAAAUUGAUCAACAAGUUUUUCCUUAGGGGUUUGACAAAUCUCAAAUUACUUAACGUGUCCCAAAAUGAAAUUCGUGAUCAAUACUCUGACUAUACUUUUACAAAGUUGGAAUACCUGACAGAGCUUUAUCUCACAAAUGAAGAUUUUCAAGGCAUAAAUACAGUUUUUAGCUCCAUGGUUCGUCUUUCUAAAUUGGAUUUAUCAUUUUCAAAAUUGCAUUUUUCACCCAAAAGUCCGUUCCAAAACACUACGUCUCUUGUGACACUGGUUAUGCGUGAAAACCAAUUAAAGAGUACACAUUUGUUUAGUAUGUCUAAUAAAUCAAUUUUUAUUGGACUGAAAUCAUUGAACAAGCUAGACUUAAGAGGGAAUUAUCUAUCUUUCUUGCAAGCAGGUACUUUCAGCCCUCUUGUUAAACUCAGAAUAUUAUGUUUGUCUGAAUGUUCUAUCAAGGUAUUAAGUCCCAGAAUAUUUAGCAGUCUCGCUUUCCUAUCAAGCCUGUAUCUAGACCAGAAUGAAAUCACGAUGAUACCUGAGGAUCUGCUUCAGAGGCAGCAUCGCCUGACUGUCCUAGACAUAAGCAACAAUGAAUUUGACUUGAUUCCUAGGACAUUGUUCAACGGAACUCCUUUUCUGCACAGCCUUUAUAUAGAUGGAAACAAGAUUUCCAAAAUUGAACCUAAGACUAUGUUUCCAAGUAACAGUACAUUGUCACUAGAUGCGUCUCGAAACCCCUUUUCCUGCACAUGUGACCUUAGUUGGUUUGUGCAGUGGGUCCGUUCUAGCAACGUUGAUAUCAUUCAUCCUAAUGACACACUUUGUUCACCCUCUUCAUUCGAAGAAGAAGUGCAUUCACCUAUCAUGACAUUCCAUCCCGAGCAGUACUGUGGCAUCAACGUUCUGGCUGCCACAUGUGCCCCCUUUGCAGUUGUCUUGCUUGCAGUGAUAUGCUUCAUGGCCUACCGGAAUAAAUGGUGGCUCAACUACAAGAUCUUUCUCUUAAAGCUAGCAAUCUGUGGUUACGAAGAAAUCAGCCAUGACUUUGAUUCACAGGAAUAUGAGUACCAGCUUAACAUUAUGUACAUUGAAGAUGACGAGGGAUGGGUGAACGAGGUCAUGAAGCCGGUCCUGCAGGAGAGGUUUCCACAUCUGCAAAAAGUGGUUUGGGGUGACAACAACCUCAUCAUCUCGAUGUUCUACAUCAACGCUCUCCAUUAUGCAACUGACAACAGCUUCAAGACUGUCCUGUUGAUUAGUUACAACUCGAUCGAUGAUGCCUGGUUCUUGACAAAGCUGCGCAUAGCCCUAGAGCAUCUUAACGACACCAGGCUGGACAAGGUCAUACUGAUUUUCCUUGAGGACAUCGAGGAUGAUGACCUUCCGUACCUGGUACGGUUGUUCCUGAGUAGGAACAAACCUUACAUGCUUUGGACCAAGAACAAAGAUGGCCAGGAACUCUUCUGGGCCCAAUUUGAAAAAAGCAUGAGCAAGAACAAGGCAUUCAAUAAUGUUAUUCCUGUUUAGCUUCGAUUCAAAUUGGCAACAGCUCUUUAACAGAUUUUGCUUUACAUUAAAGAAAAUAACAACAAACUGUGGUUUGUUGCAAAAAAUUUAUCAUGCAAAACUUGACCUGAAAAUUAAUUGUAUGAUAAAUUUUUGUUUGAAAAUAGAUUGAAAUACGUGAUCAAUGAUUAUUGUAAUAUUCUUUUAUUUCACUAAACAUUUUGAAAUAAUUUUGUGCCUACAGUAUUUCAAGGACGGAAAUGUGGAAAUCACUUAAACACUUACCAUUGAAUAAUUAUUAUGCUGAUCACAGGCAAAUAAAAAUUAACAGGUGUAGAAAUAAUUUACUUGAAUAAUUUGUUUCUUACCAUUAGCCAGAAAUUUGAAGA